AAUUGAGUGCAGAGGCUGAGAAACCAACUUGGGAAAACUAAUUGAUUCAGAGAUACAAAGAUAGAUUGGUGUAGAAGAUGGUGAAGAGUCAGCGGUGUGAGAAGGCAGCUGUGAAGAAAGGGCCAUGGAACCCUGAUGAGGAUCACAAGUUGAUAGCUUACAUUCAGAGAUAUGGUAUUUGGAAUUGGAGUCAGAUGCCAAAACCUGCUGGUCUGGCAAGGUCUGGGAAAAGUUGUAGGCUUCGUUGGGUGAAUUACUUGAGGCCGGAUAUUAAGCGCGGAAGCUUCAGCAAGGAGGAAGAGGAGGCCAUACUCAAGUUGCAUGAAACAUUGGGAAAUAGAUGGUCUGCUAUUGCUGCAACACUUCCUGGAAGAACAGACAACGAAAUUAAAAAUUACUGGCACACCCACUUGAAAAAACGCUUCAAGGCGACUGAACCAGUACAAGAAGCACAAGUGUUCAGUGACAAGAAGAAGUUUUCUGAAACUGAACUCUUUCUUCUGGGUGAAGCUUCAAAAGCAUCAAAGUUGGAGACAACUUCAACAGGCUCUGGUCCUGUUCAUGGUGAUCAUAAUAAAGACCAGAUUGCAGAGCAGAACAUUUGUGCAUCUGAAACAUUUGGUGAACUACAAAGUUUGUGGGCUGAGUCACACAUUGUGCGGGAUUCUGAGGCAGUAUUUACAGAUCCUGGAUUCACAUUAUCCAAUCCUCCAACUCAGAGUUGGCUGCAAGAGCCCAUAUUCCCUUCUGGUUCAUCAUACAAUGAUGCCUCCAAUGAUUAUUGGGUUAAUUUAUCAAUGCAAGCUGAAAUAGAUGGAAUCUGAAAAUGUAUUCUUUGCCAAUAGUUAGGAGUUUGUUUCAACUUUGGAACCAAUGGGAAUGGUAUGUCUUGCCAUUUCAUGUCAAUUUCAAUCCAAUGCCUUCUAAUGAUAGUAUAAAGGUUAGGGUUGGUUACAAAUUACA
Molecule: messenger RNA, 963 nt
Organism: Prunus mume (Japanese apricot)
Lineage: Eukaryota; Viridiplantae; Streptophyta; Magnoliopsida; Rosales; Rosaceae
Product: transcription factor MYB4-like
Source: RefSeq, a predicted model, not a curated record